CCGGGGUUUGUUCUGCAGCCGAUCCGUUGGUGCACGAAGAGACGCUGUUGUCGCCGAAAUGCCCGAGCCGGCCAAGUCCGCCCCCGCGCCCAAGAAGGGCUCCAAGAAGGCGGUGACCAAGACGCAGAAGAAGGGCGACAAGAAGCGCAAGAAGAGCCGCAAGGAGAGCUACUCCAUCUACGUGUACAAGGUGCUGAAGCAGGUGCACCCCGACACGGGCAUCUCAUCCAAGGCCAUGGGCAUCAUGAACUCCUUCGUCAACGACAUCUUCGAGCGCAUCGCGGGCGAGGCCUCGCGCCUGGCGCACUACAACAAGCGCUCCACCAUCACCUCGCGGGAGAUCCAGACGGCCGUGCGCCUGCUGCUGCCCGGCGAGCUGGCCAAGCACGCCGUGUCCGAGGGCACCAAGGCCGUCACCAAGUACACCAGCUCCAAGUGAAUGCUUGCCUAAAACCUGCUUAACCCAAAGGCUCUUUUAAG
Messenger RNA from Melozone crissalis (California towhee), 480 nucleotides. RefSeq names its product histone H2B 1/2/3/4/6. Lineage: Eukaryota; Metazoa; Chordata; Aves; Passeriformes; Passerellidae. The record is from RefSeq and is a predicted model, not a curated record. Gene Ontology annotation, cellular component: nucleosome. Gene Ontology annotation, molecular function: protein heterodimerization activity; structural constituent of chromatin; DNA binding. The coding region runs from base 59 to 439 and encodes 126 amino acids. The transcript has a single exon.